AUGUCUGCGCUGCUGCGUGAGCUGUGUCCUGUGAGCCUCCUGCGGCCUACGUUUCCUUCUUCGGUGAAUUCGUCGUCUGUAUCUGCCCUUGUCUCGGUGUACAAUGACGCCGUAUCUCGUGACGCGGCCGGGUUGGAGCGUGCUUUGCGUGAGGUGUACUCGUUGGAUUCUGUCUCACUUCCGGCAGUGAUCGACUUCGAGGGCAUGUCGUCGUAUCAUUCGUCCGUGCUGCGUGGCUGCAGUUUGUCGCUGUGGUCGUUGGUUGCGUUAAACUGGAAGGGUUGCGUGUUACGCACUGAUGAGGGUUUAUACGGUGCUUUGCAGCGGUCGUUGCACGGCGUCGAUGGCGACGCUCUCUCGACUCUGACUGCGGCUAUGUUCUUUGCGCUUCUGAGCGUAGGUGUUGUCGUGAGUAAUUCACCGCGUGUCAGUUGUCCGGCAUAA
This is a messenger RNA of Babesia ovata, 444 nucleotides long. Its product is annotated as alpha beta hydrolase. The record is from RefSeq and is a predicted model, not a curated record. The coding region runs from base 1 to 444 and encodes 147 amino acids. The transcript has a single exon. NCBI's taxonomy places the organism in Eukaryota, Apicomplexa, Aconoidasida, Piroplasmida, Babesiidae.